Molecule: messenger RNA, 564 nt
Organism: Cuculus canorus (common cuckoo)
Lineage: Eukaryota; Metazoa; Chordata; Aves; Cuculiformes; Cuculidae
Gene: RPS18
Product: ribosomal protein S18
Exons: 6
Coding region: 75-533 (152 amino acids)
Biological process (GO): translation
Cellular component (GO): ribosome; small ribosomal subunit; cytosol
Molecular function (GO): structural constituent of ribosome; RNA binding
Source: RefSeq, a predicted model, not a curated record
CCCCCUCCCGCCGCGGUGACGUCACUUCCGCCCUUCCCUUCCCGCCUGAGCGCUGAGAGGAGGACGCCGCCGCCAUGUCUCUGGUGAUCCCCGAGAAGUUCCAGCACAUUCUCCGGGUGCUCAACACCAACAUCGACGGACGCCGUAAAAUCGCCUUUGCCAUCACCGCCAUCAAAGGCGUGGGGCGCCGUUACGCUCACGUGGUGCUGCGUAAAGCCGACAUCGACCUGACCAAACGGGCGGGAGAGCUCACUGAGGAUGAGGUGGAACGCGUCAUCACCAUAAUGCAGAACCCGCGACAGUACAAGAUCCCCGACUGGUUCCUCAAUCGCCAGAAGGACGUCAAGGACGGCAAAUACAGCCAAGUCUUGGCCAACGGUUUGGACAACAAACUGCGUGAGGACCUGGAGCGGCUCAAGAAGAUCCGAGCGCAUCGCGGCCUGCGGCACUUCUGGGGGCUGCGCGUGCGAGGACAGCACACGAAAACCACGGGACGACGCGGGAGAACCGUCGGAGUGUCCAAGAAAAAGUGACACCAAUAAAGAAAGAGAGAGUUUCACACCA